Molecule: messenger RNA, 432 nt
Organism: Theileria orientalis strain Shintoku
Lineage: Eukaryota; Apicomplexa; Aconoidasida; Piroplasmida; Theileriidae
Exons: 2
Coding region: 1-432 (143 amino acids)
Biological process (GO): regulation of transcription by RNA polymerase II
Cellular component (GO): mediator complex
Molecular function (GO): transcription coregulator activity
Source: RefSeq, a predicted model, not a curated record
AUGGACGAUUUUUUAUACGGAUUUCCACCGCCGCCCAUUUUUUAUCAGAAAUAUAGUCUAAAAUCGCCCAACCAGGAGAAUCCACUAGAAUCCAAGCUCCAAGAAAUAAAGGAGGAAGGAAAAGAUUCGCAUUACCUAGUUUUUAAUUAUGAAAAACUAAAAUGUUUCGAUGGGCCACCGCCUCCACUACCUCCGAAUGAAUCCUGGUAUUCGUUCGGCACCCAAGAGAAGUUCAAGGAGGAUGAAUUUGUACUGGAUUCCGAGACACUGAUUCCCCUGGAAAAUCAGACGAACGAUUUGAGGGAAAGCUUCAAGGUUUUGUACUCGGAGUUCGUGAGUUCAAUCCUAACGUACCUGGACCAAUUGAAAAACGUAACUAGCUAUUCGGAACAACUCUAUUCAGAUGAACAGCGAUUCUAUAUCGGAAAUUAA